UGGACAUGAAGUUAGAUAUAGCAACUGAAUCACUAGCUGUGAAGGGGGUGCCACCUGACAGUCAGCUGACAAAAGCUUUGGGACGUCAUUGCACUCUCGGCCCCACCAGGCCUCACGUUGUCGCCUAAGCAACCUUUGAAGCUUUGAAGCAUCCCGCUUGCCACUAUCCAGCUGCCUGCAAAUGAUACAACUGAUACAACUUCACAUUUUAAUAUAGGAACUUGACCUAAAAGACCGCCUAUAAACCCUAUAUCGAGCAUCCAACACAGUCGCAUCUCCGAUCCAGAAAACCUCCGACCCCUCCUCAAAAAGAAAAAAGAAAAAACCACCAAGCCGAUCACGAUCCAAACCCCACCACCACCAUGAACCGCCUCUUCGGCAGCGCGCCCAAGGCGCCCAAGCCCACCCUCAACACCGCCAUAUCGAACAUCGACGCGCGCAUCUCCUCCUUCGACGUAAAAAUCGCCUCCCUCAACGCCGAGCUCGGCACGUACCAGACCAAGAUGGCCAAGAUGCGCGAGGGGCCGGGGAAGUCGGCGCUCAAGGCCAAGGCCCUCAAGGUGCUCCAGCGGCGCAAGCAGUACGAGUCGCAGCGCGACCAGCUGCAGUCCCAGGUCUGGAACAUGGAGCAGGCCCAGACCAUGCAGGACAACCUCGCCGGCGUCAUGACCACCGUCGACGCCAUGAAGACCACCCAGAAGGAGCUCAAGAAGCAGUACGGCAAGGUCGACCUCGACAAGAUCGAGCGCAUGCAGGACGAGAUGGCCGACCUCAUGGACGUGGGCAACGAGAUCAACGAGACCCUAAGUCGCGGGUAUGAGGUCCCCGACGACGUAGAUGAAGCCGAGCUGGAUGCGGAGCUGGAGCUGCUGGGUGCCGAGAUGGAGAUGGAGGGGGCGGGCAUGGAGGCAGGCGGCGUGCCUGAUUUCAUGAGGGACGAAGUGCCCGAAUUCAUUGACGAGCCCCCGGAGGCUCACAACAAGGUACAAGAGGCAGCGAGGUGAUAUCACGAGACUAGCGAGCGAGCUUAUUUUACCAGGUAGAUGGAGAAGGGAGUUAUUGGAGUUUACACGGCAAGGGGUUUUGGAAGGUCUCUGUUUUUUACCAUUAUAC
Molecule: messenger RNA, 1113 nt
Organism: Daldinia vernicosa
Lineage: Eukaryota; Fungi; Ascomycota; Sordariomycetes; Xylariales; Hypoxylaceae
Exons: 1
Coding region: 363-1004 (213 amino acids)
Biological process (GO): vesicle budding from membrane; late endosome to vacuole transport via multivesicular body sorting pathway
Cellular component (GO): multivesicular body
Source: RefSeq, a predicted model, not a curated record